AUUUUCUCUGAUUCUCUGGUCAGAGCACUCAAGUCAAGGUCAAACAAAUUUUUAACCCAACUAUUUUCAUUUGGAAUUUUUCCAUAAGUUUCCAAUUUUCAAAUUAAAAAAAUGGCUAGAAACGCAGAGAAAGCAAUGACUACAUUGGCUCGUUGGAGAGCUGCACAAUUAGGUGAUGAUAAGCACAAGAAGAGAAGACCCUAUCUUGCUUCAGAAUGUAAGAGUUUAUAUGCUUGCGAAAAAUGGAGAAUGCAAAUCAUAAGAGAAAUAUCGAAAAAAGUAGCUCAAAUUCAAAAUGCUGGCUUGGGCGAAUUCAGAAUAAGAGACUUGAAUGAUGAAAUCAAUAAAUUGCUCAGAGAGAAGAGGCACUGGGAAGAUCAAAUUAAAGAAUUGGGUGGUCCUGAUUACCAGAGAGUUGGUCCGCGAAUGCUGGAUCAUGAAGGAAAGGAAGUUCCAGGAAAUAGAGGUUAUAAAUAUUUUGGUGCUGCAAAAGAUUUACCUGGUGUUAGAGAACUAUUUGAGCAGGAGCCCCCACCACCGCCAAGAAAAACAAGGGCCGAAUUGAUGAAAGACAUUGAUGCAGACUAUUAUGGAUACAUGGACGAUGACGACGGAAUCCUGAUACCUCUGGAGAAGGAAGCUAAAAAAAAAGCUAUACAAAGCGAAUGUGCGUUGUGGAAAGAGAAUAAAGAAAGUAGACAACAAAAAGAUUCUGACGAGGAAAAUGAGGAUGAUGAGGAAAAUAUAUAUGCUGUAGAGAAGUCUGAUGAUGAAGCAGAACCGGUGGAGGUUGAUGGGUCUCAACAAAGAUUUGUGGCCCACGUUCCUGUACCUUCUCAGGAAGAAGUUGAGCAAGCUUUAUUGAGAAGAAAAAAGCAAGAACUGUUGGAAAAAUAUGGGGCUCAAUAAUUCGAAAUGAAAGUUUAUAUUUUUAAUGUGUAAUUUGCAGGUUCAGAAUUAAAAGACUGUAUUGGUCGAAAGCGAAGAUAAAAUUGGAAUUUGCUAAAAAAAUUUGUUAUUGAAAUCAUUCCUCAAAUAUACUUUUUAUAGAAA
Coccinella septempunctata (seven-spotted ladybird) is the source of this 1053-nucleotide messenger RNA. RefSeq names its product pre-mRNA-splicing factor ISY1 homolog. NCBI's taxonomy places the organism in Eukaryota, Metazoa, Arthropoda, Insecta, Coleoptera, Coccinellidae. Gene Ontology annotation, biological process: generation of catalytic spliceosome for second transesterification step; mRNA 3'-splice site recognition. Gene Ontology annotation, cellular component: post-spliceosomal complex; Prp19 complex; catalytic step 2 spliceosome. The record is from RefSeq and is a predicted model, not a curated record. The transcript has 4 exons. Bases 112 to 909 code for a protein of 265 amino acids.